Molecule: messenger RNA, 652 nt
Organism: Neohortaea acidophila
Lineage: Eukaryota; Fungi; Ascomycota; Dothideomycetes; Mycosphaerellales; Teratosphaeriaceae
Exons: 1
Coding region: 110-643 (177 amino acids)
Source: RefSeq, a predicted model, not a curated record
AUCUCUCUACCUCAAUCAACACGCUCUCAUCAUCUCAUUCUCAACUCGGAAAGAAAUCAAAAGCAUUGAGUCGGGAAAGCAAAAGCAAAAGCAGCCAUUCCCUGCGCCCAUGCCUUUCCCAGCUUCAUUCAUUCAUCGCUCAUUUCAUCAUCAUUUCACCCCUUGCCAUGCUCACUUGCGCGCUGCGCAGGCCAUGUUCAGUCGGAGUGUUCAUUUCGUUCGUUUCAUAUCUCCUGCCAUGCUCCUCCUGGGCAAUUUUUUGGUGCUCAGCCAUGGUCUGUGGAGUCAUUCAUGUCGUGUUCAUUCGUGUCUCAUUCACUCGUCAUUCACUCCUUCAUCGCUUCACUUCUUUCCCCCCAUCAUCGCUCUCGCCCUCUGUGCAUCAGUCUCGUCGUCCGAAAAUUCCUCAAAUAUAGGUUUCUUCUUAAUCCCGGUAUGGUUCAAGAUAUUGGUGAUGCUGUCAACGUUGGCCUCCUUCUUCUUCGUGAUAGGAACGUCGACCACGAACACGCCGGGAACGCCGUUGCUGGGAUUGGCAGCUUGCAUCGCAGCCAGCUUGGCAUUCGAAUCGGCAAGGGCGGCUCUCGCAGCAGUCGACUGGGCUAUCGCUGCAGAGAGUUCCCUCUCUGCCUCCGGUCCAUAGAGCCUGCGC